Molecule: messenger RNA, 2262 nt
Organism: Parathielavia appendiculata
Lineage: Eukaryota; Fungi; Ascomycota; Sordariomycetes; Sordariales; Chaetomiaceae
Exons: 1
Coding region: 229-2175 (648 amino acids)
Source: RefSeq, a predicted model, not a curated record
CUCUGUUUCGAGCGAACCAUCUUUAGGCAGAACGGAAGGCAGAAAGAGGGGCCGUGGCGCAAUGAGGCGGACCCGCCGAAGUCGACCUGAAGGACAACUGAAAAAUAGGACUCGCCGAAUUUCUCUCCUCCGAAGAGGCUCAACAACGGAAAUCGAUCACGCAACGAGCAACUAGAGAUAGACCCAUCCUGGGCCGCAGAUCACCACCCCUGGAUCAUCACGGAGAUCAUGGCGGAUGCAUUCUUUCAGACGUCAAUUCCCGUCGCCCAUAAUGCCGUCAAAUCCAUCAUUUUCAGGUUCGCCGAGCUCCUGAUGGGCCUCUUCAUUUUCAAGUUCUUCUCCCUCGCCGCGGCCCGCUUCCGCCAUUUCACUCCCUAUCUCAUGUUUGCUGAGGGCUGGAUUCAGAGAGGGUUAUUCAUGUUUUCACGAGGGUUCUCUGGCGCCACCCUCCUCGUCCUCAUCUUCUCCCUCAUCAACACAGCAGCGUCGCUCUACGGCACACUUUUGUGGGCAUUGGACUCUCCCGGGUAUAUCUUUCGAGUUUACAACUCGACUGUCGCGGAGCACCGGUACGCGCUCAAUCCGGACGCCUCAUACGUCUUUUCACUGCCACUCGACCCGGUCAAGCUCAACCAGACCACCGAGACCCUUCCAAAGAUUAUGGGGGCCGAACUCUUCAAAUCCGGCUUCAACAUGUCGCUAACGGGCGAGGUCAAACGGGGCAAGCCCGAAACCACGGAACCGACGCGGCAUGAAGGCGUCGGCGCACGCAUCUGGCUGGACGAAGAGGGCUUCUCCGUUUCGGCCGACACCUAUGCCAGCUGGCCAGGUGUUCCCCCAACCAUCGACGGCGAGAACCUGGACUUCCCCUAUGACUGCAUCCAGUUCGACGGGGGAGUAGCCCGCUGGAAUUGUACCUAUCAUAACGCCUUUGCGAUGGGAUUCUUUCAGGCCCCGCUCGGUAGACCGGAAGUGCACUUUGACGACGAGUCAUCCAAGAACUACGACUCGCAGUACAUCCUCGCAAACCGCGUCGACAAUGCGUGGGCCGAUUACAGCAAGGGCUCCGGGACCGCAGUCAUGAUGCAGGUCUUUACCGUAACCAAAGGCAAGAGGCGACACACCUUCGCCGAAACCGUGUUCCGCGCGACCUUGCUGACGAACCCGGGCGUCUUGUUCGCCCGGGACGAUGUCGACGACCUGCUGCGGCGUGCAGCCGGGCGCAAUGAAACGGCCCGAGACGCUCCCAUGCUGGGACAGAUAGUCGAGGACAUUCUCCGCGCCCAGGACGAGGGAGUGAGCUACAACUACGGCGUGAACUAUGCCGAGAGCGACAACACCGUUAUACAAAACACCUGGUCCUAUUAUAGGGUCCUCAGAACCCCCGAUUUGAAGGAGGAAUACUCCAUCGUCUAUACUUCCGCGACGAACAUCACCCUCAUCCGCUCCGAGGACAUCGAAAACCCCCCAGGCCCGCUCGAGCCGUGCGACAAGCCGUUCAUGAACGAGGCCUUUGGAGGACAGGUCAGGCAGACAACUUGCGCCGGGGCAGCGGUUCUCGAACUCGACGCGCGGUUCUACGGCACCGUCGACACGGCCGCUGUCAUGAUCAUCAACGGUCUCGGCUACGGCCGGUCCAACGUCAGCUCCGAGUCCAUGGACCAGAGGGCCAUGGAGUGGGUGUGGGACAACACGCCGCGCAUGAUGGACCUGCUGGUGGCGAGGGGAUACGUCGUCAGCGUGGACCCUUCGCUCGUCGGCGUGUCAUUCGAGCAGAUGGUCGUUGCCAUGAGCGGUCUACAGCUGUUCCUGAGCAUCUUUGCCGGCGUUCUGGCACUUGCCGCGUGGGCUGCGCUGGCGUAUGGUGCAGACGACGGCUGGUCCAAGAGCAUGCUCGCCAACCUCGUGCAUACCACGCUGUAUCGGGGCACGGCUGAGUCGAAGAGGGCGUAUAUGAGGGCUGCUCCGGAUGUGGAUAUGGUGGUGCAUGGGGAGGGGGACUACCUUGUCGUGGACGGCAAGCCGGUCAUCCUCCAUCAGCCGCCUGAGACGCCCGUGACACCCUCUGUCUCGAUGCAAUAUUUCGGUGGAAAUAUGCCCAAGGAAGCCAUGGUGUCGGGCGUUCCGGUUGGUUCGAAAGCACAAGGGUAUCAGUAUGCUCCAGUGCCGCAGUGACGUACCUUACCUUAUUCAGACAUGUGCCAUUCAUGUUCUGAUCUUGGCCGUGAUGAUAUCUAUUACGAAGAGUCCCUUCUACCUCAC